Messenger RNA from Penicillium daleae, 1947 nucleotides. Its product is annotated as fungal specific transcription factor domain-containing protein. Gene Ontology annotation, molecular function: DNA binding; zinc ion binding. The transcript has 5 exons. The record is from RefSeq and is a predicted model, not a curated record. Gene Ontology annotation, biological process: DNA-templated transcription. NCBI's taxonomy places the organism in Eukaryota, Fungi, Ascomycota, Eurotiomycetes, Eurotiales, Aspergillaceae. The coding region runs from base 1 to 1947 and encodes 648 amino acids.
AUGCCAUCAACACCAAUACAAGAGAUUGAAACACAACGCUAUGAUGUUUGGAAGACUGGAGAGAUUCACGACAACGCCCAAAGAAUCUGUGAUCUUAAUGGAAUGAAUCUUUUCGGACAUCAAACGCCAGCGUCUGGGAGUGAUGAGGUACGGCUUAUUGAAGCAGCCCUCAGCGUGGACUCUUAUUAUAAUCCCCCCAUGCCCAAUCGCGAUGUCUUUUUCUCUUAUUAUCCCUAUUUACGAGCGCCAAACCUGCAGCGCCUGCAAUCCGCCGAUCGAUCGUUCCUAGAAUCCCAGAAAAGUCUCCAUGUCCCAGCCGGGCCCAUCCUCGACGCCGUGAUGUCUCGCUACUUCCUAUACGUCCAUCCUUUUUGCCGGUCAUCAACGAGGCAGAAUUCUGGCCGAUCCUCCACCAAGAAGCGACUGGGAGGUCUGUAUGUUUUCAUUUCCAAGCCCUUGAGCUAUUUCACCCUCAUAAUCCUGUUCGAAACUGAAUUGUGUCAUCAGUACAUCUCGUUGGCAGAUGCGAAGAAAUGGGGGGCCGAGUCAAUCUUGGAAAUGCGCAAUUCAUUUUACCGGCGCGCUAAGCUCCUUUACGACUUUGGUGUCGAGGAUGAUCAUAUGCGCAUCGCUCAAGCAUUAACCCUACUGACCUAUCAAAGCUCCGGGACCGACCAUCUGAGUAACAGCACCUGGCUUGGCCUUGCAAUUCAGCAGGCUCAUCUUGUAAAUGCUCAUCUUUAUCAUCGCUGCCCUGCAGAAGCGAGAUAUAAGCGAUCAGAGCUUAAGCGUCUGUGGUGGUGUCUUAUCAUCCGUGACAGGAUCAUCGCGCUAGGCAUGCGACGGCCGCUCCAGAUCCUCCCAGCUCGGUUUGACGUCGUGUUUCGAGAACCAUUGCUAAUAGAGGACCUAUCUGAUGAGAUCGAGUCCUCCCAAGUCUAUGACCCUGAGACAAAAAAGAUACUUUGCAAGAUUAUGACAAGCCUGUGUCGACUUGCUGCCUCAUUGACAAAUCUCAUCAUGACCCUUUAUCCCCUGGACCCAUUCCCGGAUUGCCAAGGGAGUCAAUUGGCUGAUAUAGCUUCAAUUGAUGAUAUACAGGCGCGGCUUCAAUAUUGGGAAUCCAAUCAUAUGCUCCGGCCGUCGUCCCAAGAUUCUAACCACCAUUCAUCCGUUGCUUUCUUCAAGCAGCUAACCGCCUUGUACUUUGAAUCUGCUCGCUUGGCACUUUAUCAAUAUAUUUCUUUCCGCAUACAUCGGAAUCAACGCCCGGACGAUUGGCCAGACCUGAUGGACGCGGUCACGGCCAUCCACGACGUGGUCAAAUGUUUCGUGGCUGAUGGAACAGCGGGUCAUUUACCAAUCAGUGCAGUUGCAUACACAGCUUUACCACAGAUGGUGCUGAACUUGAACCUCCGACUUUCGAGUGACACAAUAACUCGUCGACGCCAAGAGAAUGUCCUGAGCAUCUAUAUGGAACUAAAUCGACAAUACGUCCUGCGUUACGACGUCUCCCAUGUCAGUACCUGGGUAAAUCGAUUCGUCAGCCUGUUUGAAUUAUCUCUAUCGCCUAUCAAGCCACAACUUGCAGACCUGGCUCGACGACAAAGAGUGUUUCCUGGGAAAGAUUGCUUGUAUUUGCUUGAGCUCGAGCCUGAGUUAUACUUCAAGAUUGCAGGAAUGAUGGACGCGUCGAUGGCGAGUGGUCAUUUGGCGCUUGAGUAUUCGGGAACUAAAUUGGGAUUUCCAUCGACAGAUCUCUCGCUGUCGCUUAUGGGAUCUGAGCGUUCGGGUUUUCCAGAGGUUAUUUCUUCUGAUUCUCCUCAGACUGGGGAGAUCUUGCCACUUAAUGAUGAUUAUGUUGAUAAGGAAGACGAGGAUUCAUACAUGGUGGAUGUUACUUCGAUUGAACUUCUCUCAAGAGGUUUGGGGCUCUUUGGAGAGUAA